Messenger RNA from Knipowitschia caucasica, 609 nucleotides. NCBI's taxonomy places the organism in Eukaryota, Metazoa, Chordata, Actinopteri, Gobiiformes, Gobiidae. The record is from the annotation of a GenBank genome assembly.
AUGACGAGCACCCUGCAGGGCAUCACGCUGAAGGGGAGCGCGGAGCUGGUGGCCGAGUUCUUCUCCUUUGGCAUCAACAGCAUCCUGUACCAGCGAGGCAUCUACCCUCCAGAGUCCUUCAGCAUCGUCACUCACUACGACAUGAGUCUGCAGCUCACCACCGACGCCAAGCUCAAGAACUACCUCACCAACGUGGUCUCGCAGCUCAAAGAGUGGCUGUACGAGUGCACCGUGCAGAGGCUGGUCCUGGUCAUCACGUGUCUGGAAACCAACGAGGUCCUGGAGCGGUGGCAGUUCGACGUCGAGUGCGAUAAGUUGGCCAAAGAGAGCAGCGCCCCCAGACAGAAGUCCAUCAAGACCAUUCAGGACGAGAUCCGCUCCGUGAUCCGGCAGGUCACAGCCACGGUCACCUUUCUGCCGCUGCUGGAGACGCCAUGUGCCUUUGACCUGCUGGUGUACACGGACAAAGACCUGGUGGUCCCUGAAAAGUGGGAGGAGUCUGGCCCUCAGAUCAUCAGCCAAUCAGAGGAGGUGCGUCUGCGCUCCUUCACCACGUCCAUCCACAAAGUCAACAGCAUGGUGGCGUACAAACGCACAGACUCUGUGUGA